AUGAUAAUGAUGCGUACAGUGUUGUAUGUUAUGCUUCUUGCACUGUGUUGUACUUGCAGUUUCGUGUUGGCUACAACUGAGCCUCACGUUGAAGUUAGUGAACCUGAACCUGAAGGUGGUGGUACUUUGAACCAUGGGGCUCGACAGGCUGGUGGUGCCGAUGGAAAAGGUGGUCCUGGUGAAGUGGAAGAAUCAUCUGAACAAUGUGUUGGGGAACAAAAUGAGGAAGCGUCUUGCAAAGCAAAUUCCUCAGAGCAAUUGCCUCCAGAAGAUGCUCAAAAGAAUGGAAAAAAACCUGAAGCUGCUGUACCUCCACCACCCGAAACAUCAGUGGAACGCAGUCCUACCACUUUACCUGGUUCUGGUGCUUCUGUUGGUCCUGCUAGUUCCUCUUUACGAACCACUGAAGAUCUACAUCAACAA
Trypanosoma theileri is the source of this 423-nucleotide messenger RNA. RefSeq lists its product as uncharacterized. The annotation marks the transcript as partial. The transcript has a single exon. Lineage: Eukaryota; Euglenozoa; Kinetoplastea; Trypanosomatida; Trypanosomatidae. The record is from RefSeq and is a predicted model, not a curated record.